UUGUUGUCAGUAACUCCCGCCGUGACAUAGGCACAAACUAUUACUGUCGACAAAAUCUGCCAACUCGGAUUUCUGGCAUUAAAACACCGUACAGAAGCCUUGGCAGCGUCCAAAAAAUUACAAAUCAUCGACAUGACUGUAGCCGCAAGCACUAGCAGCCAACUACCGAGCUCCGUUAAGCCUCAGCCUAGGGUGUCAAAUUUCAAUGACUCUUCAGAUGAGGACGAAGCUGAAUCCACACCUAAAGCCGAAAAAAAGAAGAAGAAGGUCAACAAUCUCGAUGUCAAUGGGGUAUAUUCACCGAAAAGCCCAAAGAAGCGAAAGAUUGGCCAGGCGAAUGGAGAUUUGGGCAAGGGGAAGAAGGACGGCGCUGAAGCAAGAAGAAGGGAAGCAGAAAGACUAUUGGUGAAGCGUAAGGAACUCCCAUUUUACCAAGGGAGACGGAUGAUCUUGGAAGAAAUCAUGGCAAAUGAUACUACAAUCAUCCUAGGCGAAACGGGUUGUGGUAAAUCCACCCAACUUCCGCAGCUUCUGCGCACCCACCCUGUCUCUGUCAACCAUUUCUCGCCGUCUUCAUCAAAUCGUUUCCGAGGACCAUCCAUUGCCAUUACCCAACCUCGACGCUUGCCGGCUAUAGCAUUGGCCAACAGAGUAUCCCAGGAGAUGGGCUGUCAAAUAGGGGGAGAAGUAGGGUACAGUGUGAGGUUUGAGGAUGUCACAAGUCGAGAGACUCGGGUGCGGUACUUGACGGAAGGUGUGUUGAUGAGGGAGUUGGCUGGGUCGGACCCCAAGAUUUGCCCUCCCGAAAAAGGAGCCAAUGGGACGGCGAACGGAGAAGAUGAAAAUGACUCCCACAUGUCUGAGGGACAAGGUCUUAACCUUCUACUCAACUACGACGUCGUCAUAAUCGAUGAAGCUCAUGAACGUACACUCAAUACUGACUUCCUCUGUGGUGCUUUGAAGAGGGUUCAGCGGAUACGUAAAGACAUUGCUCGCCGGCAAGCCGAAGAAGAAUUCCAAGGGAAGGAGAAGAUACCAGGCAAGAAAAAGGUCAAGGAGUUGAAGCUAGUGAUCAUGAGUGCGACUCUUGAUCCUACCAAGUUCAAGACAUUCUUCGGAACUGGCCGAGAUGCGCUCUUAGUCAAAGGCCGAAUGUAUGAAGUGGCUACACAGCACGUAUUGGAGCCUGUAGACGAUUUUAUCGAAGCAGCUGCUCGACAAGUCAUGACAAUACAUUGUUCUCCCGAUAGUCCUGGUGACGUGCUGGUCUUCAUGCCGGGCUCUGAGGAGAUUGAGAAUUGCGUAGAGCUUCUUAAAAGAGUUUCCAAGCAGCUUGCUCCUGGAUCUCCCGCUCUUCAGGUUCUUCCCCUUUACGCCGCUUUGCCCCCCACUGCCCAAUCCAAGAUCUUCAUUCCCACACCAGACAACACCAGACGUGUCAUCGUAGCGACCAAUAUUGCCGAGACAUCUAUGACCAUACCGGGUGUGGCGUUUGUGGUUGACAGCGGUUUUAAGAAGGAAAAAGAAUAUGUGUUUAGGAAUGCUGGGGCUUUGGAACACUUGAGAAAGAAAGGAAUCAGUAAAGCGUCAGCGUGGCAGAGGACUGGUCGAGCGGGACGAGAAAGAGCGGGACAUUGUUAUCGUCUUUUCACCCAGGAUUUCUUCGACAAGAUGCCUGAAUUCGACGCCCCCGAGAUUCAAAGAUGUAACCUUUCAUCGGCUGUUUUGCAACUCAUAGCGAUGGGACAAAACCCCUUUGAAUUUGAGUACAUUGAUAACCCCGGUCGUGAUUCAAUCCUUGCGGCAUUCCAAGAGCUUGUCGGUCUCUCCGCUCUUUCUUCUCCCACAACCAUUACGCCCCUCGGCCUCCAAAUGCUCCGAUUUCCUCUCGAUCCUCCUCACGCUCGUAUCCUCCUUGCUGCCUUUGAGUAUGGAUGUGCCAACGAAAUCAUUGACAUCAUCUCCCUUGUGAAUGCUGGCGGUAAUGUAUUCAUCGACCGACCUAACGAUAGGGAAGAAGCUGCUCAGGCGCGACAAAAGUUUAUUCAUCGCGAAGGCGAUCAUUUGACGAUGAUGAACGUUUUCAGGGCGUACACUGAGUUGAAGGAAUCCAAGUCUUCUUCUCACAGCAACUCUUCCUCGCAGAGUUUGGUUGGCUGGUGCAAGGACAAUCAUGUCAACUCAAAAACCCUCGCUCAGGCACUCAAGGUUCGCGAACAGCUUCGAGAGUUGUCUGAGAGGCUAGGAAAGGAUUGGAAGGCGAGUUGUGGGAGUGAAUGGGGGAUGGUUGGGAGGUCUUUGCUGCAGGGUUUGUUCAUGAACACGGCGGUAAUCCAAGCCGAUGGCAGCUACAGACAGACGGCCGGUAGCUUGACCGUCAAGAUCCACCCUUCAAGUGUAUUGAUGAGCAAAAAAGUACCUGCAAUCUUGUAUGAUGAACUCACCAUCACCACCGCGUUUUACGCUCGAAACGUCUCUGCUUUUGAACAACAUUGGCUUACAGAGGUACCAUGGUUCGCGAAAGCUGGUACUAGUGUAGCUGCGCCCGUCGGAAAGGGUAAUUUAUAAUAUUCAGCACGAGAGAAAAGAUGGGGUUUUUUGGGUAAACUGGUCAAUAGCAUAAUUUGUUACACAACUGCAAAUUUAUCUUGGGUUAAAUGCAUAUUUGGCAUACAAUGAACAGAGAUAUCUCAAUACAUGCAUUUGCCUAAUAC
This is a messenger RNA of Cryptococcus deneoformans JEC21, 2714 nucleotides long. RefSeq names its product ATP-dependent RNA helicase prh1, putative. Gene Ontology annotation, cellular component: catalytic step 2 spliceosome; intracellular anatomical structure. The transcript has 9 exons. Bases 133 to 2568 code for a protein of 811 amino acids. Gene Ontology annotation, molecular function: RNA binding. Lineage: Eukaryota; Fungi; Basidiomycota; Tremellomycetes; Tremellales; Cryptococcaceae. The record is from RefSeq and is a predicted model, not a curated record.